Molecule: messenger RNA, 441 nt
Organism: Cyclocybe aegerita
Lineage: Eukaryota; Fungi; Basidiomycota; Agaricomycetes; Agaricales; Hemipholiotaceae
Source: the annotation of a GenBank genome assembly
AUGGAGCGCUACGUCUUCUUUCUGUCGACUCUUCAUCUGAACAUCCGCCCAGAAGACGAAAAUCGUCCUUCUAACAAGUUACGUUUUUCGAGCAAUGGAACCUUGCGUCGCGGAGUGUGUUUACCACUUGCCAUUGCGUCGUUGGCUCCUCAGUCCAGCGUCAUGGUCCUAUGCUCCACGAGUGACGAGGAGCAACUUCAAGUUGAACUGCUACAGCACGGGUUCAAACAAUCUCUCCAAAGCCUCCUCGCUCUCACUCUUGCUGCGAUCCUCCUCACUGAGGCGCACCCAGUCGAUUCGACCAUCGAGGAGAGGCAAAUCCAACCCCAGCAACUUCCGCCCCUCCCGCCCCUCCCAGUUCUCCCAGAGUUCCCCGCGUGGCCCGCAUGGCCCGCAUUCCCGGCGUUCGCGGCAUUCCCAGCAUUCGAGGCAUUCACAUAG